AGAAGAAACAGCUGCGGACGUGGUCGCGGCAAUGAAACACUACAGGAAACGAUAAACACGGUGACGCCAGAUGGAGGGCAGUGAGAGCGUGAUUGCAACAGAGCGGUACGGCUCGCAGGAGGGAUGGGGAUAUCGGGUAAAGAAUGGUAUAAUGAAAAGACAGAGAGAAGGGCAUGGAAGCAGAGCGACGGGGAACUCCCUUCACUGCGUGUUCAAAAGUGUCUUCCUGCCGCAGGGCUACCCAGAGAGUGUCAGUGAAGAUUACCUGCCGUAUCAAUUAUGGGACACGGUACAGGCAUUCUCCAGUUCUCUGUCUGGUACUCUGGCCACACAGGCCUCUUUGAGGGGUGUUGGUGUUGGUAACCAGGAAGCAACAGUUGCUGCAGCAACUGUUACCUGGUUACUGAGAGAUGGCACGGGGAUGUUGGGUCGGAUCCUCUUUGCCUGGCUCAAAGGGUCCAAGUUAGACUCUGAGGCCAAGAAGUGGAGGCUUGUGGCUGAUGUUCUCAAUGACAUUGCCAUGUUUAUGGAGAUUAUGGCCCCUCAUUUUCCUCCAUUCUUCACUCUCAUUGUAUGCAUCGCAGGAAUUUUCAAGUCUGUCGUAGGGGUUGCAGGUGGAGCCACACGAGCAGCAUUAACGGUGCACCAAGCUCGCAGAAACAACAUGGCGGACAUUUCUGCCAAAGAUGGCAGUCAGGAGACCCUGGUGAACUUAGCUGGGCUGCUGGUCAGUUUAGUGCUGAUUCCACUGGUCACAGAUAACCCUGUGUUGACAUUCAUGCUCUUCUUCCUUUUCACCGCUCUUCAUUUGACAGCCAACUAUAAAGCGGUUCGAUCAGUUGUCAUGGAGACCUUUAAUAAGGCCCGCCUCUCAAUAGUCCUGCACCAAUACUUGCUUGAUGGGCAUGUGCUUAGCCCAGCAGAAGCUAAUAGGAGAGAGCCUGUGUUCCUGGAGUUUGGAAAAAGAACAUCAGUCAGACUAGGGGUGAGUCUUCAGGAGCUAAUUAAAAGACCUCAGGAAUUACAGCUCGCUGAGAAGGACAACACCAAGCCUUACCUUAUUGGAGUGAGAAAUGGCACUGUGUAUGUGUGUUUGGGACUCAGUGCUACAGUUCAUGAUGAGUUGGAAGCAGCUUGUCAGGCUUUUGGAAUCAGCUUUGUGUUACACCAUAUCCUGCCACCAGAGGGCACACUCAAAAGACUGUCAAACACAGAUGACCCAUGGGAACUAGUGUCUGAAAGUUACAAACUAAUGGACCAGAUUUUCCCCACAUUCCUUAAAGGCGUGGAAGAGGCAAAGUGGAAGACUGACUGGGCCCUGUUAGACUGGGAUGAGUGGAGAGUGGAGUGGAGGAAGAAGAGCAGUUAACUGAAGAUGGCCUGUGAAGGAAGAAGAUAACUAUGGAGGGGAACAGAUACAGUUUUGAAUAUCCUGGUGUUGUUUCAUGGACUACAUGUGUUGGUGUUUAAGAGAAUAAGAAUUUCACAAAUGUGUAAGUCUAAUCUGUUUAUUGAAGACAAGACCUGAAAUAGCCCAACUGUGUCCUCAUAUAAUCCUUUCAAUUCCACCCAAGAUUGGAAUAACUGUUCACAUGUGUAACCUGAGUCAGAGAAACAUGGCAAAUUCCCAUGAA
This is a messenger RNA of Chanos chanos (milkfish), 1634 nucleotides long. RefSeq names its product RUS family member 1 (gene rusf1). The transcript has 15 exons. NCBI's taxonomy places the organism in Eukaryota, Metazoa, Chordata, Actinopteri, Gonorynchiformes, Chanidae. The record is from RefSeq and is a predicted model, not a curated record. Bases 71 to 1369 code for a protein of 432 amino acids.